AAUUUUUCUCCUGUUUAAUCAAAAAUUGUGACCGGUAAUCUGGUACAUCUCCUAUUUAUCAUAAUCUCUUUUUAAAAACUCUGUAACUGUUUCUCUCUUCUAAAAUUAGUACACUCCUAUUGCAUAAACGAAACUCUGUUAAAGACCCUCGGUUGACGAUUCACCAGAAACCACCGUAAAGUGUCAAUUCAAACCCUAGAUACCGCUAAUUCACCCUCAGUUGAUCUCUCUGUUCAUCAAUGGACGGUCCGAUCGUCUCCGGCCAACCUCAAACACAGCAGCAACAACCAGAAGCAACCGCAAAGCCAGUAGAAAGACUAAACCACGCCGUACAACAACAACUUAAUCUAGAAUCAGUUAAAACCAGAGCCAUUAGUUUAUUCAAAGCUAUUUCUCGCAUCCUUGAAGAUUUUGAUCUCAUUGCUCGCACUAAUGCCGUCCCUAAAUGGCAAGAUGUAUUAGGUCAAUUUUCUAUGGUGAACCUUGAGCUGUAUAAUAUUGUUGAAGAUAUUAAAAAGGUAUCGAGAGUGUUCGUUGUUCAUCCGAAGAAUGUCAAUGCUGAAAAUGCUGCCAUUUUGCCUGUAAUGAUUUCGUCAAAGCUAUUGCCGGAGAUAGAAGCGGAUGACAAUUCCAAAAGAGAGCAGUUACUGUAUGCGAUGCAGAAUCUGUCUGUUCCGGCACAGAUUGAGAAGUUAAAGGCUAGAAUUGACAUGAUCGGAGCAGCUUGUGAAAGUGCUGAAAAAGUCAUUGCUGAUACUCGGAAAACAUACUUCGGUACUCGACAGGGCCCCACCAAUAUCAUGAAUAUAGAUAAGGCUCAAGCUGCAAAGAUUCAAGAACAGGAAAAUUUACUGAGACAUGCUGUUAACCAUGGACAAGGUUUACGUAUACCGAUGGAUCAAAGGCAGGUCACGUCAGCUCUUCCUGCUCACCUGAUGGAUGUGCUCCCAGUAGGUGACAGUGUUCAGACUAUUUCCGAGUCACCUGGGAUGUACAUGAAGAACACUCCUCCCAUGGUUUCAAAUGCUGUAAACAACCAAGGAGCAUUCAUGCAGGGUUCUGGAUCACAACUUAUGGGAAGAUCGGCUGCUUCUCCUGGUGGUGCUGGGAUAUCUUCCUUCGAUAACACAACAGCCUCCCCACUGCCAUAUGCAAACUCACCCAGGUCUGCCACCAACAUGAUGAAUACACCCUCUCCGCAACAACAAAGUCAGCAACAACAACAACAACAACAACAACAACAACAACAACAAAGGCAGCGGUUGAUGCAAUUACCAUCACAUCAGCAGCAACUUUAUGCUCAAAAUCUCCGACAAUCUCAAAUGACUGGAUUAGGGCAGUUACAUGGUCAAAAUCAAAUGCAAUUUUCUCAGUCAUUGGGGGGCCAACAAUUCCAAGGGAGGCAGCUAGCUACUGGAGGUAUGCAGCAUGGCAUGGGACAAAGUCAACUUAACCAAGGAAAUCAAGUGAAUCGUCAUUUAAACCAAAUGUCUAGCACUGCCAACAGUGCAUUGUUUAACGCUGCACAAGCUUCACCAAAUAAUCAGAUGAUGUCAAGUAUGUCAGCCAUGAUGCCAUCACAACCACUUGUGCCUCGUGUGCAGUUUGGUUUAUCGGGUGGCAACCGGACCCUUGGUUCCCAAAAUCUGAACGACCAAGUGUUCAACAUGGGUGGAGCUAAUCCUACUAACAUGAUGCCUAUACAACAGCUGCAGCAACAUGGUUCACAAGGUGCUUUUGGGAACAUGCAACAAAAUACACAGAAUCUACAACCUACUAUGGUACCCAUGCAGAACUCCCAACAGAACUUUCAACAAAGACAAAACCAACAGUGAUCGUAUAUUAACUGAAAACUUUUGGUCCUUCGCUAAAGUUAUGUAAGGUUUUCUACAGUUUGCAAAUGUGUAGUGUUGAUUGUAAUUGACAAUACUCAUAGCCUAAUACAAUCUCGUUGAACUUCUAGACAUAA
Molecule: messenger RNA, 1969 nt
Organism: Erigeron canadensis
Lineage: Eukaryota; Viridiplantae; Streptophyta; Magnoliopsida; Asterales; Asteraceae
Product: mediator of RNA polymerase II transcription subunit 8
Exons: 11
Coding region: 240-1835 (531 amino acids)
Cellular component (GO): mediator complex
Source: RefSeq, a predicted model, not a curated record